GGUGGAGAUAAUAAAAAAAGGUCGCUACAAAUGGCAGUAAAAUAUGGCGAUAGGCUUUGAACACUGUCAACUUCAAUUCCAAAUUUUCCUUCCUAUUUAAUUUCUUCAUUGUUCUGGCAUUACCGCUUUCAGUUCCUCUUUUUUCAAAAAUAAAAAAAAUGGUAGCUUGGGAGCAUGAUAAUGGCGGUGGUGAAUUGAGCUACACGACUGGGUUUUUGAAUGAACCGACCGGAAAAGGGGAUCAAACCGAGUCAAGUAUCGUCAAGGAAGAGCCGGAUGAAGAAAUGAGGCUCUUUGAUGAUAUGAUUAACGGCGUCGGAGAUUGGAACAAUGGGUGGCCGUCAGCGAGUUUGCCGGAUGCUUUGCCGAAGCCAAUGGAAGGGUUAAACGAUUUGGGUCCGCCGCCGUUUCUGAGGAAAACGUUUGAAAUGGUGGAGGAUCCGAAAACCGACCCUAUUGUUUCAUGGAGCUCCGGUCGUAAUAGCUUCGUCGUUUGGGAUUGUCACCGGUUCUCUGAAAAUCUACUGCCUAAAUAUUUCAAGCACAAGAAUUUCUCCAGUUUUGUUCGUCAACUCAACACUUACGGUUUUAGGAAGAUUGAUUCAGACAGAUGGGAGUUUGCAAAUGAAGGGUUUCAAGGAGGAAGGAAGCAUUUAUUAAAAAAUAUUAAGAGAAGAAGUAGAUAUAAUAAGCAGCAACAACAAGGAGGAGUUAUAUGCAUUGAUAAUUCAACUAAUAGUAGAGUUGGAUUAGAAGCUGAUGUUGAGGUUCUAAAGCAAGAUCACACUUCAUUACAAAUGGAAGUAUCGAAACUUAGACAAAAACAAGACAACUCGAAUCAUCGGCUAAGCAUCGUUGAGGAGCGGAUUCAUUUGGCCGAGUGUAAGCAACGACGGAUGUGCAGCUUCUUAGCUAAAAUGAUCAAAUACCCCAACUUCAUUCAACAGUUGCUUCACAAAGGGAAAGAGCUUGAUCAUGGAAAGAAGUUUAACAAAAGGAGGAGAUUGCUUGAGACCCAAGUCACAACGAACCCUAUUGAAGAACCUAUGGACCCAAUUCAAGAUGAAGAGUUUUUGGUUUCCAUGGAUGAUAGGGUUGUACCAGAGAUGUCAAGAAAUGAAGAGGUAGAUGUGAAUGAUUCAAAGAUUUAUGUUGAAUUAGAGCAGUUGGUGAAUUGGAAGCCAUGUAGCUAGGGUGGGUUUCCAAGUGAGCCUGUGGAGCAAACUGGCUGUUGAAUAAUAUAUACAUAUUUGUGUGUAUGUAUAUGUAUAAUCUAUGCUCUUGUCAUGCAAGUGAUUCCUUAAUUGCAUGGAUGGGCGUUGGUCGCAUGCAUGAUAAACCCUUGAAGAUGAUGACAAAUUUCAUCUGAUUUUACCACUGUUUUCCAUUAGGUUGUAAAGAUUUCGGUCCUAUAUAAAAUUUGGAUUAUGCAGAAAGAGAGUAGAGUGUAGAUAUCGGUAUUUCACUAUACGAAAUUUAAUAUUUAAUUAACUAAA
Gossypium arboreum is the source of this 1496-nucleotide messenger RNA. RefSeq names its product heat stress transcription factor A-2-like. The transcript is spliced from 2 exons. Gene Ontology annotation, cellular component: nucleus. Lineage: Eukaryota; Viridiplantae; Streptophyta; Magnoliopsida; Malvales; Malvaceae. Bases 159 to 1193 code for a protein of 344 amino acids. Gene Ontology annotation, biological process: regulation of transcription by RNA polymerase II. The record is from RefSeq and is a predicted model, not a curated record. Gene Ontology annotation, molecular function: DNA-binding transcription factor activity; RNA polymerase II cis-regulatory region sequence-specific DNA binding.